AUGUUGCGGCCGUUGCUUGGCUGCGCAGCGUUAUUCCUGCUGGCAAUCGCACGCCGGAGAAAGCGUGGUGCGCUGCGCGGGCAAAGCGUCCUGAUCACCGGCGCAAAUAGCGGCAUUGGGCGCGAGCUCGCAUUGCAAGCUGCCCGACUGGGUGUGAAAGAGCUCAUCCUGGUGGACUUGGAGCUGAUGGAAGAUGUUGUUCGAGAAGCACGCCAGCGAGGAGGAGAUGCUUUGCGAAUCAGCACCCACCAAACAGAUGUCAGCAACGAGGAGGCCGUUGCAUCUCUUUGCGCUGAGAUCGAGGUGCAGGUGGUGCUCCUCUCUGCUGGAGUUGUGAGCGGAAAGGCUUUCCUUCCCUGCGAAGCCCAGCAGAGUCCAGUGGCUUCAGCAGAGUUCCGGAAGACGAUGGACACAAACUUCUUUGGAAGCGCAUGGUUUGCCCAUCAGUUGCUGCCGAGCAUGUUGCAGCGGAGAUGUGGGGCUGUGGUUUUCCUUUCGUCGAUGAUGGGCUUUUUGGGAAGUGCGCGGCUUUCGGACUACUGUGCCUCCAAGUGGGCUCUUUUGGGGCUCACGGAGUCAAUCCGUUUGGAACUGCGUGCGCAACAAUGUACUGGUGUGGGGGUCAUGGCCGUUUGCCCAUACUUGGUUGACACCCAGAUGUUUAACGGUGCAUUUGAGGGUGCCGAUUCUGCCACAGUGUUUCGCCAGUGCGUUGCAUGGUUGAGGUCUCUGGUCUUUGCAAAGCUUAGUGCCAAAGAUGUUGCUGCAGCCAUUCUGGCAGAGCUGGACGAUGACUUGGCGUCGCUGCCACCACAGAGCCAUGAGGCCUUGCUGAAGCGGGUGCAGGAGGCUCCGAAGGGCUCAGCUCCGCAUGGAUUGCAAGCACCUGAAAGCAAUACCAUUGAGGCAGUGAUGCCUUCUGAGCAAAUGCUCAAGGCAAUGCAGCGCCUCCAGGACCAGGACACCAUGUUUCUGCAACGCCAAGUGGGAGGAGGCAUUUUUGGCUGCGAUGGGUUUGAUGUGUUCAGCGACCAGGCAAUCGACAUUGACGGGUAUAAGACGAAGGUGAUCCCUUCCACCGUCUCUGGCGUUUCCGUCGAUGGCACGGCAGCGAACUCGCAAGUCUUUUUAAAGACUUGGAUGGCUAUUCUGACUGACGACAAAUGGUGGCACUAUGACUUCAUUGCUAAGGUGGAUCCUGAUGCCAUUCUUUAUGCUGAGCGUUUGCGUGGACAUCUUCAAUGGCAUGUGGGACAGGACGUCUUCUUCUUGAAUUGCGCCAAAUAUAUCCCAGCAACAAUGUACGGAGCGCUUGAGGUCUUCUCGAAAGCAGCACUUGGAGCAUACUUAUCUCAGCACGAGCGCUGUGAGCACUCUCUUCCCUUCUGGUCUUGGGGUGAAGACAGGUACAUGGCUGGCUGUUUGGAGAUGCUUGGAGUGCAAACUCUGCCAGACUAUAUGAACUUCCUUCACGAUGAACGUUGCUGGGGUGUUGAUUGUGGCAACAAGGCAGCGGUGGCAUUCCAUUCGUUCAAGCAGGUGAACCACUGGUAUCGCUGCUACGAGUCUUCCAAAUGA
Messenger RNA from Durusdinium trenchii, 1578 nucleotides. The record is from the annotation of a GenBank genome assembly. NCBI's taxonomy places the organism in Eukaryota, Dinophyceae, Suessiales, Symbiodiniaceae.